This is a messenger RNA of Ochlerotatus camptorhynchus, 1004 nucleotides long. RefSeq lists its product as uncharacterized. The annotation marks the transcript as partial. The transcript has 4 exons. The record is from RefSeq and is a predicted model, not a curated record. NCBI's taxonomy places the organism in Eukaryota, Metazoa, Arthropoda, Insecta, Diptera, Culicidae.
AAUUUGGAAACUAUCAAGAGGUGGCAAUACAAAUAUUGGAGGAGUUUCCUCAUUUGGAAAAAACUCGAAUCUCGGAAAAGGCACCAAAGGAGUCCUACUUCUUUUGGCACAACGGAGGUUUGGGCAAAGGACCUCACACAGGCCUGAUCGAAACGAGGGUAAGCAACAUACGGAAGGACUUACUGCCCGAAGAUAGGCUGUUUCGGCGAACUAAGAAGGACAUCAUUAUUGUGGAGGACGAAUGCGUUCGACAUGCUGCACAUCUUGCUGCACUUAUUCCUACAGCAGCAAAUGCUAGACAAAUAGCGGAAGGAAUGGCACAAACGAAUGAUUUACUAAAAUUACUCCUACAGAAAAAUAACAUCCAAGACAUUAUUGAAACAUUUCCUCACUUGCUUUCCUAUGAGGGAGAGAUGAUCAUACAGGCAUUCGAUCGAAUCCAGGCAAAUAUUUAUGUAGCUGGUGAUUUGAAAACACUACUUCGCGUAGGACUGCUCUUCGACACUACUAGCUGGAAUAUGGUAGAAGAUGAUUUUGUCAGAGGAGCUUUGAGGCUGAUGAAAAAGCUGUCAAAUAAAGGCAUCAAGCGAACCAUAAUUAUGGAAAAUGCUAGCAUGGAGGAAAUUACCGCUGCACCGUUGAUUAGAUGGACUAAAUACACGCAAACAGACAUUGGAUUUGAUGAGAAGCUUGCGGUGAAACAAUCAUCCGCAACAGUUGUUGGACCACUUAUCAUCUGCGUAGCUGAUCGAUACAAACAAGGCAAUAUGUACGUUGUCUUCAAUCAAAACGUCAUUCCUUGUGGCGAUUCAAGCACACGGGCUAUCGAGAUUUUGUUCAAAUCGUUUGCUGUGCUUGGCUUGAAAGUACCAAUGUUGCUCCGGAAACUCAAUGACAUGAUAUCGGUAAAUGUCUGGGGAACGAAACAUUACAGUAAAUGUAAAUCCGUCACAGAGCUAACUUUGCGAUACAAGGAAUUUUUGAAUAAUUCAACAGUCGAAUGA